AUGUCCGACAAAGACAUUCAUCCAAAUAAAUUCAGCGAACUUCGAAGUAUCUACAAAUACUACAUUGAUUCAUAUAAUGCGUUAUAUCAGCUGAAAACUGAAAAUGAAGAAGAUUUAAACUCAAUUUACAAACUUAUCAAAACAGAAUUGAUUGAUUCAAAUAAACAUCCUCCACAAAUAAUUAUUCGAGACAUUUUACGUAUCAUUCCGUAUAAUAAUCGCUAUACAAAGUCAUAUUUAUCUCUUGCCAAACACAUAUCUGAUGAUUACCAUGUCACAGAUGUCAGAAAAGUUGAAUCUGUUUCAAACUUCCUGUUUUACAAAGAAUAUGGAAUUAAAUUAGACAAAUCCAAUGAUUUUGAAAAAAUUAACUCAAGAAAUCUGGAUAUUCAUUCAGAAGAUACAGUUUACAGAGCAAUUAUGUAUAAUAACUUAGAAAGAUUCAUCCAAUUCACUGAAAGAGAUGAAUUUGAUAAAGAUCAAACACUUGAAAGCAGAUUAUAUCCAAUUGAUUUUUAUCCUAGAAGAUAUUCAUUACUUGAAUUAUGUUGUUAUCAUGGAGCAGUUGAUUGUUUCAAGUUAUUAAGAACGAAAUUUCAAUCAGAAAUAACUGAAACAUGUCUUAAAUUUUCAUUUUUAGGAGGAAAUCCAGAAAUCAUGAGCGAAUGUUUGAAACAUCAACACCCGAAUGAAGGAUGCAUGAAAUAUGCAAUUAUUUCACACAACAUAGAUUUUGUUACAUUCUUGAUGAAUGAAUACCAUUUAAAGAUAGUUUUAGAUUAUUGUGCACAGUAUAAUAAUAUUGAAUCAUUUUUAGUUUAUUUCGAUCAAACUAAUAAUGUUUACAAAUGCUUUAUUAAUUCGGUGAUAUUUAAUAUUCCAUCUCUUUGUGAAUAUUUUCUAUCAAAUGGUAUAAAUAUCAAUGAAAAAUAUGAAUAUGGACAAACUGCUCUUCAUUAUGCAGUAAGAUCUAAUAGUAAAGAAACCGCCAAACUUCUUAUUUCUCAUGGAGCAAAUAUCGAAGAAAAAGAUAUAUCCGGAGAAACCGCUCUUCAUAUUGCAGCAACUCAUAAUAGUAAAGAAACUGCCGAACUUCUUAUUUCACAUAGUGCAAAUAUCAAUGAAAAAGAUAAUUUUGGAAAAACUGCUCUUCAUUAUGCAGUAAGAUCUAAUAGUAAAGAAACCGCCAAACUUCUUAUUUCUCAUGGAGCAAAUAUCGAAGAAAAAGAUAUAUCCGGAGAAACCGCUCUUCAUAUUGCAGCAACUCAUAAUAGUAAAGAAACUGCCGAACUUCUUAUUUCACAUAGUGCAAAUAUCAAUGAAAAAUAUGAAUAUGGACAAACUGCUCUUCAUUAUGCAGUAAGAUCUAAUAGUAAAGAAACCGCCAAACUUCUUAUUUCUCAUGGAGCAAAUAUCGAAGAAAAAGAUAUAUCCGGAGAAACCGCUCUUCAUAUUGCAGCAACUCAUAAUAGUAAAGAAACUGCCGAACUUCUUAUUUCACAUAGUGCAAAUAUCAAUGAAAAAGAUAAUUUUGGAAAAACUGCUCUUCAUUAUGCAGUAAGAUCUAAUAGUAAAGAAACCGCCAAACUUCUUAUUUCUCAUGGAGCAAAUAUCGAAGAAAAAGAUAUAUCCGGAGAAACCGCUCUUCAUAUUGCAGCAACUCAUAAUAGUAAAGAAACUGCCGAACUUCUUAUUUCACAUAGUGCAAAUAUCAAUGAAAAAGAUAAUUUUGGAAAAACUGCUCUUCAUUAUGCAGUAAGAUCUAAUAGUAAAGAAACCGCCAAACUUCUUAUUUCUCAUGGAGCAAAUAUCGAAGAAAAAGAUAUAUCCGGAGAAACCGCUCUUCAUAUUGCAGCAACUCAUAAUAGUAAAGAAACUGCCGAACUUCUUAUUUCGCAUGGUAUAAAUAUCAAUGAAAAAGAUAAUUUUGGACAAACCGCUCUUUAUUAUGCAGCAAAAAAUUAUUGCAAAGAAGCCGCCGAACUUCUUAUUUCACAUGGUAUAAAUAUCAAUGAAAAAGAUAAUUAUGGUCAAACCGCUCUUCAUAUUGCAGCAUAUGAAAAUAGUAAAGAAAUAGCUGAACUUCUUAUUUCACAUGGUGCAAAUAUCAAUGAAAAAAAUAAAUGGGGAGAUACCGCUCUUCAUAUUGCACGAUUAAGUAAUUGUAAUGAAACAGUCGAACUUCUUAUUUCACAUGGUGCAAAAGCAUAA
This is a messenger RNA of Trichomonas vaginalis G3, 2211 nucleotides long. RefSeq names its product cyclin-dependent kinase inhibitor 2C-related family. Lineage: Eukaryota; Parabasalia; Trichomonadida; Trichomonadidae. The record is from RefSeq and is a predicted model, not a curated record. Bases 1 to 2211 code for a protein of 736 amino acids. The transcript has a single exon. Gene Ontology annotation, molecular function: protein binding.